CACCACCUCCGCCGCCGCCGCCGCCGCCAACUUCACCACCGGCUUCUCCUCCUCCUCCAUCUCGAGAUGGAGGCCGGAAACCAACUCGUGCCCACCGCCCCCAUCCGCUCCGCCAGCGAGCCGAUCCUCUGCACCCGCGUCGACUCCUCCGGCUCCGGAAGCGGCCGAUGGAAGCGCGUUGUGGUCGUCGGCGGCGGAAUUUCGGGAUCCAUCGUCGCCAAGUACCUUCAGUUCCACGCCGACGUCGUCCUCAUCGACCAGAAGGAGUACUUUGAGAUUCCGUGGGCGACGAUGAGGACGACGGUGGAGCCGGCGAUCGCCGACAAGGCCGUCAUCAACCACGCCGAUUACCUCGUCAACGGCAAUCUCGUCGUCGCGUCGGCGGUCGGCGUCACGGAGACGGAGGUCGUGACGUCGGACGGCGGGCGCGUGGGAUACGACUACCUCGUCGUGGCCACCGGCCACUCCUACUCGUCUCCCGGUUGCCGGCGAGAAAGAAUCGAAGAAUUCAGAGAAGCUAACUUGAAGAUGAGGUCUUCUAGCUCCGUUCUGAUCAUCGGCGGCGGGCCGAGCGGCGUUGAGCUCGCUUCCGACAUCGCGUCGAACUACCCGGAGAAGAAGGUCACUCUGGUCCACAGCGGCUCGAGGCUUCUGGGGUUCAUCGGCUGCAAGGCCGGCAACAAGGCCCUGGAGUGGCUGCGGUCCAAGAACGUUGACGUCCUCCUCGAGCAGACCAUCGAUCUGAACUCCCUUCCCGACUCCAACGGAAUCUACAUCACCUCCGCCGGCGAGGCCAUCGCCGCCGACGUCCACUUCGUCUGCGUCAACAACCCGCUGGGCUCGAAGUGGCUCCAGGAAUCCGUGCUCAGCGAUCGUCUCGACAAGCGCGGCCAGCUCAUGGUCGACGAGCACCUGCGAGUCAAAGGCCGGAGCAACAUCUUCGCCGUCGGAGACAUCGUCGACAUUCACGAGCGGAAACAGGGGAUACUGGCGCAGAGGCACGCGGCGAUCGUGGCGAAGAACUUGAAGGCGAUGCUGAAGGGGGAAUUGGCCGGGAAGGAGGGGAAGGAGGUGAAGCUGGGCAAGUACAAGCCGUCGGUUGCUAUCGCGAUGGUGUCGCUGGGGAAGAAGGACGCGGUGGCGCAGCUUCCGUUCACCACCAUGUCCGGCUUCCUCCCCGGGCUGAUCAAAACCAGGGAGGUGUUCCUGCGCAAGACGAGGAAGUUGCUGAGCGUGUGAAGAAAUUGACGGCGAUUAAGUGUACAUAAAGGAGUUGAA
This is a messenger RNA of Zingiber officinale, 1278 nucleotides long. RefSeq names its product apoptosis-inducing factor homolog B-like. The transcript has 4 exons. The coding region runs from base 67 to 1239 and encodes 390 amino acids. Gene Ontology annotation, cellular component: cytoplasm. Gene Ontology annotation, molecular function: electron-transferring-flavoprotein dehydrogenase activity; flavin adenine dinucleotide binding. Lineage: Eukaryota; Viridiplantae; Streptophyta; Magnoliopsida; Zingiberales; Zingiberaceae. The record is from RefSeq and is a predicted model, not a curated record.